CCCUGGACGCUUAUACUGCUUCACCACACGUGUAGUCCUUAGUUCAGUCUGCGUAAUUUAAUAUGACGCUUAGUUUAAAUGCCUGAUAAGAGUAAAGAUAAGAACAACCACUUGACGACAAGAUAAAGUAUCUAAUCUAAGAGGUGGUGAAUAAUGGUAGCAACAUCUUCACACUGUCCAGGUAGUUGGCCAGGUUUACCUUAUCAGUCACAACUGGGACCUCUGCUGUGUCGACAUGUCAAUCUUGUCUACAGCAUCGAAUACAUAAUGAUGUGGUGAAUACAUCAACAGUAUGGAAUGGUUAGCAAAGAAGGUUGUAGCUGCUUUAGUCAAUCGAUUCUUUGGGCAGUACUUAGAAGAUGUGAACACACAGGAGGUUAAUGAUGCCUUGUUGUCAGGUCAGGUCAACCUCACCAACCUCAAGAUCAGACGGGAUGCCCUGUCUUUUCUUGACAUCUUCUAUGGAAGUCCACUCCCCAUAGAGGUGAAGAAGGGUGUAAUUGGCAGGAUAUCUCUUACAAUUCCCUUCAGUAGUUUCUUCACCCAGCCAGUGGUCAUUAAUAUUGAGGAUGUGUUUGUACUUGUAACUCCUGUGGUUGAAUAUGACGAGGAACGGGAGAGAGACCUGGAGCGGGCGAGGAAGAGACAGACCCUGGCAUACUUAUUUCCUGACCCAACACCUAUUGAUGAACUGCAAGAUGCCACUACUCUCUGGGGUUUACUGUAUAAUAGAAUAUGGAACAACCUGGAGCUGCACAUCAACAACGUCCACAUACGGUACGAAGACACUAACUCCUGCCCGAGACCACUGGUUAUUGGAGUGUGUUUGCAGAGUUUGUCAGCGGACACAACAAACCAUAAAUGGAAAAAGGCCCAUGUAGAUGGAAAUGCAGCGACAGUUAAUAAGGUCAUAGAUUUUGUAUCUGCCUCAAUAUACAUCAAUCCUGGGAGUGAUCGUCAACGGCUGGUUAAACCUCACAUAAGUUCAGAGCUGUGGCACCAAUACCUACAACAGGGGCUUAACACUUUCUCUAUUAACGAUGAGCCCUUUCAGUUUGUUCUUCAGCCAGUGCGAUGCAAGGUUAAGAUGCGGCAGCAGAUGAGACGGGAAGCAAGAGUACCUGGGUUAUUGGUAGAUGCCGUUAUCAAGGAUGCUGCUCUAACUCUCUCACACCAACAGUACAUUGCCCUGACUGAGUUGACAGAAGCUUUCAACAUAACUAAUACGAGCAGACGCUUUUUGAAACAUCGACCUGAAGUGCCCUUAAAGCGUCAUGCAGAGGAUUGGUGGCAGUACGCAGCCAAUGCCAUAAUUCAUGAGCAAAUUCGACCUUAUUCUUGGCCUGACAUAAAGAAACACAGGGCUAUAUACAGGAAGUACACACAGUUAUACAAGAAGACUCUACUGGAAGGAUACAGCAGUGAACUUGAAGCUGAUUUGAUGAGAUUAGAAGAUUCACUAAACCUCGCCAACAUUGUUCUGGCCCGGAUGCAUGCCAAGAUCAAGAUCUCUCAGGAUGAACCAAGUCUAGUCCAUCCAGUAGAGUCCUCCAGUGAAAGCUGGUUGUCCUGGUUAUGGGGGAGAGGAAGUGAUAAUGAUGUAAAUGAUGAAGAGACCGUAGACAUUGUGGGGAGUCGGAGAAAGAAUGGGCCGUUUACCUCCCUGACCGAAGAUGAGCGGCGGCAGCUUCGUGCAGCUCUCCUACAGUUAGAAGCACCAAGAAAUGAUAUGCAUAGAGAUGAUAUUGAUCACAAGGCAUAUUUGUCUCUCCAAAACGUGAGCUUAACCCUCAAGGAUGACGUGCAUGACGUAGCACUGGCAUCUCUGUCUGGGUUCGUCAUGAGUGCAGAAAAUCGCUACGGUGUCAAAUACCAGAAACUAUCAGUCAAAGCGGAAUCGUUUAAUUUAGAAGCUUCAAAUAUGGAACAAGAGUUAGUGUACAUUAUGAAGCUAGUGGACAGUACACCAUCGGCAGGUUAUGGGAUUGCUUUUUCAAUUGACUUGGAACGUAAUCCCUUGAAUGUGGGAUCUGACUAUGCUGUGACUUUGAAGUUGGAUCCCCUGGAACUCCUUUACAAUCAGCAUGCUUGUUGUGAGAUGGUCUACUUCUUCAGAGUGCCCAACAUGCAGUACCGACCAUUUGAAGAUGUUGCCAAAGAUACACUCAAUGAGGUUGUCAACACCGGGAGAGCCGCCAUGGAGUAUGCCAUCGCUCGACACAAGACAGUCAACCUGGACAUUGACAUCAAGAGCCCUUAUAUUGUCUUACCAGAACAUGGUUCAAUUCAGAGAGGUGGAAAUGUACUAGUGCUGGACAUAGGAGGCUUGAAGGUCAACAGUGAAAUUGGUGGACAGACAGUGGACCUGGAAGAUGCUACGAGAAUGGAAUUAGAGGAGCGACUUUAUGAUCGUCUAACAAUCACCGUGUCACAGCUGCAAGUUCUGUUUGCCGAUUCAGGGGACGAGUGGAGAGUUCACAGAACACGAGAUGACUCGGAUUCUCACUUACUCCCCAGAGUCAGAGUAAAGAUCGAUCUUGCCAACAGUAUACAUCCUGAGUAUCGACAUCAGCCGAGGCAGAAAGUGGAUAUUCACAUAACUCCUCUGAAACUUAAUCUUUCAGACAAUAAGUUAAGUCACUUGGUGGAGUUUGCACAUCACUUACCAGUGUUAGAAUCUGGCAUAAUUGUCCCAGAUACUAUAGACAGUGUUACAUCAAGAAGAUACCAACUGGAUCUUUAUCAUUGUUUAUUAGAUCCAAAUGUCUCAGAACUAACAAACAUAAGAGACAAACUUUCAAACAAACUAAAAAAGAAGAAAUUAGUUGCAGACUCAAUAGAUACACACACAACACCUCCUUUGCUCAGACAUGUCCGACCACUCUCACAAAGUGACACCAUAUCUCAAACAAGCCUGGAACUGGAAAAGUAUUUCUCUUCAUCAGAUAACAGUGAUGAUGAAGGAGAGUCAUGGGGUAAACCAGUUGACCUGCCUGGGUUCGAGGACAACACUUCACCCAAAAAUAUGAUAACCGUCUUAUCUCGAUUUUGCAUAGACGAAAUAGUGAUUGGCAUAUCCAGAUCAAGCGAGUACGGAGACAGACCGUACCUGAUGAUAAAAGCAACUCAUUUAGUGAUUGAGUCAGCCAUGAUGGAUUAUGGUCCAGCUAUACAAUUGACACUCAGUUCACUUCAUCUGGUUGACAAGUACCACCACAGCCCAACAGGAGAGUACCUGGAGUUAGUGUCAUCUCCACAAAUGGGUAAUGUGUGUAUCGCCACUGUAUUGUAUCGAAAGGUUCGUGCCAAUUGUCCAGACUUUAAAACCCAUUUUCAUUCCUGUGAACAAAGUUUAGUGCUAGACUUUGCGACCCUCAAUGUUGUGUGGCAUCGAGGAUCUAUUAUAACUCUUACAAAUUUCCUCACAUUGCUUUCAGGAAAACUAGGACAUGUAGAGCAACAAAUUCCAAAAGUCAGUAUUCCAAACAAUUUUGUGGCAUGGGUAAAGUCUGGUCCUGAAGACCCACCAGUUCCUUCAGGGGCAACCAAGUGGUCCUUUGCCUCACACCUCAAUACGCUCAAUCUCAAACUCUGUGAUAAUGAAGUGGACUUCUUACAAGCUAAGGUUGGAGGUUUUCAGGGAGAAUGUGUCUUUAAAGCUAAUGAAAAAAAGAUAUUUCGCGCAUCACUUUCUGAAUUAUCCGUAGAUGAUGUAUCUGACAUAACUCUUCACUCACGGAUCAUUGACCUUGAAGAAGAUAGAGUGUUUGAUAUGAAACUUGUCCAUUUUAGCCCCACACACAUAGGUGUAGAAGAAAUAGAUACUUCUCCACUUGCAGUGAAUCCUGAUGCUUCCCUGAGGAUCAGAAUUUGUAGAAUGCAAUGUAUCUUUCUUUGCAAAUUCUUUGCUGAUCUCCAGCGAUUUAUGGAACCUCUUUUGAACAGGGAAGGAACGCAGGUUGCCAUUAAACAAGCAGAAAAAACAGUGGAGGCAAGUAUUGAAGAAUUCAUCUCAGGAAGGAAACUUAGUUUAAGUAUUGAUAUUCACGCUCCCACUGUUCUUGUUCCUCAGAAGUCUGAUUCUCCCAGUUUGUUGGUGCUGAGCCUCGGGGACCUGAAGAUAGAUAACUUGUUUAAACUUGCACCCACGAGUGGAGGAGGAACAAUUGAAAAUGUUUUAGUGGAAUUGGGACCUAUGCACGUGUGUCGAGCUGUGAUGACUCUUGGAGGUGGAUUAGAUAUGCAAGAGUACAUACUGGAGCCUGCUACUCUGAGGGCUGAUAUUAAGCGUUCACUUAUUCCACAGUGUCGGGACCUUCUCUCCUGGGACAUAAGUGUUCACAUGGGGACCCUCUGUGUGAACUUAGGGCAACGUGAUCUCAACACCAUAUUGGCUGUUAUGACCCAAAACAAAGCAGAAGCCCAGUUCACGGACACUAGCAUACAUUCCCAGCCUCUGACACCAGUAGAUCUUGGGACACCACUUGCUGGCAGUGAUGAUAAUAUGGGCAAACUACAAGCUUUCUUGACGCAUUCAAUUGACAUUUAUCGAAUUGCAGAUGCCCUUGUGUCAAUGGAUGGAUUAACUCUAACACUCUAUACUGACAUGGAUGAGGUACUGAGCUCACCAGUUCGUGAUGCAGCAACUGCAUUGUGUCGCUUAGAAGUUGGAGAAAUUGAGGUACACGGUGAUAUGAACAGUGAUCGAAGUAUGGAUGUGCGACUCACUCUACAUUCCUGUGAUUUGUUUGACGUAAGACCCGACAAUGAUUAUCAUGUGAUUAAAAAGAUAUUUGGACAGUAUAAUAGUGAGAUACAAAUGACCUCUGGAAGAUUUAGUGUGAGUGUCCCACCCAUGAUGGAUCUCAUGUACAAAGUUAGUCCCAAUGGUGAUGCAGCCGUUGAAGUGAGCAUAGAAAGAACACGGUUUAACAUGUCUGUUGGCUUUGCCUUGGCUCUAUACAGGUAUGUUAAUGAUGCCAUCCCGAGUACUGCAAGCACAAGUGGAGGGAUUCUAAAUCCAGGGUUUGUUGGGGACUUUGGUACGACUGUAGAUGGUGUCAGAAUUAUUCGACGUCCACCCAGUUCAGUGGACAGUACCAGUGGCUACCUCUCUACUGUAACUAGUAACACGGAUGAACAAAAAACACUUUCAAUUUCUCUGAAGGUCAAACAACCAGAAAUAGUGUUGUUUGCCGACCCGGAGGUAAAGAUUAGUCGUGUGUUAGUUGUGAAAUGUGAAGUCCAUGUCGAUUACUCUCGACACCCAGGGAAUGAGAGCUUUCACAUAACCUUAGAUAGGUGCCAGAUGUUUGCCACAAUGUACACUCACACUGGACAAAGUCCUUAUUCUAUCAUGGAGCCAUGUGAUAUUGAAGGGAACUGGAUAUUUCGCAGUGUUGAGGAAGGUGUGAGAGCAGAGUUGAAAGUAACUCACAUUCAUCUUCAUUUGAACCCUCCUGUGGUUCACCUCUUGAUGGAUGUCACUGAGGAACUGAACAUGAGCAUGAGUCCACAGUUGGUGCCCAUCAAGCUUCAACUUCCACAUGCUGACUUAGAAGACUUGUGGUCCCCUAAGCCACUUGUGGCAACAGUGUCACCAAUUAAUCCAGAUGAAGAAAUCUACAUCAAACCUGAGUAUCCAUCAGCCAAACCACAGCAACGUUUAGUCAUCAAGAUGUCUGCAAUUACAGUUUCCUUUGAAAAACAGGCACUUAAGACGGUCGUACCUGUACUUCUCCUUAAUGCAGCUAUGAAUGCAGAAUUUAAUGACUGGUCUAAGCUAAUGUAUACCAAAGCAGAAAUGCAGUUGCAGUUAUCCUGUUAUAGUGAAGAGUUUUCUACCUGGGAACCUGUCAUUGAGCCUGUCACUGAUACCAACAAGGUAAUGAGACCCUGGGAAGCCAUCAUACGCACACUUCAACAUCAGGCUCAGCCCAUCGGUAUUAAGCGCAGCCGACCGGGGCGUCAUUACGACUCUAUUGAUAGCAGUUCCACAGCGAACAGAAAUAGUUAUCUUAGUUUUCCAUUCGAAGACUCCGAAUCAUCCACUGAUGAAGAAUAUCAAGACAAUGAAAUGGUCGUUCUCAGGCCACAUGCGGCGUCAAAACUGAAGCGCUCCAAUGCCAAACGUUCAACAGCUGACUUAGGUAAUCUUUCAGGUUAUCCACUUGACUCGGACUCUGAAACAGAAGAUGGUGUUCUCCACAAGAUCUCCAGUGCUUUCACUCACAUGUUCUCCAGUGACUCAGAGGGAUCAGAGGCAGAGGGCAGUAGUGAUGAAAUACUUGAUGAAGGAAAAGAACCUGGUGAUGACAUUCAAGAAGAUGGUUCAGAAAAUUCAACUACUGAAGGCCAUGACUCCGAGGAGGGAGAUGGUGGUGUAUUUGCCCCUCCCAAACUCAUUCCAGAUGUAAUAGAUGGAGUUGACCAAGGGCUGGAGGACGCUGACACCGGAGAACUGGCAACCUGUAUCUUUAUUGACUCUCAGGAUCAUUUGGAAAUCUCUUUCACUCCUCACAUAAUGAAGUCUGUUUAUAUUCUGGUGUCUGAAUACCUUGAGAAACCUAUGGAACCUCAACCCAUUGUGUCAUCUGCCAGUCACAUUGCUCAAGAAAUAGUACUUGUUAAUGAAAUUGGACCCAACUCUAAAGUCACAGUGUUGUCUCAGGUGGAG
This is a messenger RNA of Homarus americanus (American lobster), 6676 nucleotides long. RefSeq names its product vacuolar protein sorting-associated protein 13C-like. Gene Ontology annotation, cellular component: extrinsic component of membrane. Lineage: Eukaryota; Metazoa; Arthropoda; Malacostraca; Decapoda; Nephropidae. The record is from RefSeq and is a predicted model, not a curated record. Gene Ontology annotation, biological process: protein retention in Golgi apparatus; protein targeting to vacuole.